Bubalus bubalis (water buffalo) is the source of this 2403-nucleotide messenger RNA. It is a transcript of the gene NKX2-2, whose product is annotated as NK2 homeobox 2. The coding region runs from base 1193 to 2014 and encodes 273 amino acids. The record is from RefSeq and is a predicted model, not a curated record. Lineage: Eukaryota; Metazoa; Chordata; Mammalia; Artiodactyla; Bovidae. Gene Ontology annotation, cellular component: nucleus. Gene Ontology annotation, molecular function: RNA polymerase II cis-regulatory region sequence-specific DNA binding; DNA-binding transcription factor activity, RNA polymerase II-specific. Gene Ontology annotation, biological process: regulation of transcription by RNA polymerase II; cell differentiation. The transcript has 3 exons.
CACGAAAAGUAAUGGGUUCGAGGAACAGGAUUCAAACCAGUUUCUAAUUCUUACGGGGGCGGGGGAGAAGAAAGGAGAAAGGGAAAAGUAGGAGGAAAAAGAGAGGAAUGGGGAGCGUCGACAUGAAGGGGUUUCCUUAAUAUUGUGGACGGAUUCAGAAAUGAAUGAAGAGAUAGUCCAUUGAAAAGGGUUGAAUGCCAUGACAACUAGGAACAACCUUAGAUUUAUUCCAAACAGUUAGGACACAUUGAAAGAGAGCGUCAAUCAUGUAUUAUUUCGCCACUGAAAUAAAUGCAAAAACCGAGCCGGGACAAAGGCUUCCAACGGGAGCGGGACAUUUGUCUACAUUUCGCUCAUUGUCCGCAGCUUAGCAAUCGGUUUGUAUUUGUGUUUGCCCGGGUCCGACCACCCAGGACGCGCCGACGAGGGGCUCGCUCUAACCUGGGGCAUUGUCACCCACGUCACAUACUGGGGGCGAGGCAGCGAGGGCUGCAGAAAGCCGCCGAGCGGCUCGGGGAGAGGCGCCCUCGCCGGGCGCUGGCAACUCGGGGGCGGCUGGGGCUCGGAGGCCGCAGCUGCGCACGGGGAGGCCGGGCGCCCGCGCUGCGCUCGCGGCGAGGAGGCGGCCAGACCUGGACCCCCGCCGCGGCCUUCUCCGUUCCCCGCUCCCCGGGCAAAGCACAGUUCAGACGCUCCUCUGGGGUGGACGAGCAUCAGUCUCUCUUUCCCUCCCUCUCUUUCUCCCCCUCUUCCCCCCCUCUCCCCAGGUUCGUGAGUGGAGCCCAGCCUUAUAUGGACUGAUCGCUCGGGCAAUGGCCCAUUUUUUCCUCGCCACCAGCCGCCACCGCGCGCCGAGCGGCCGCCGGAGCUGACGCCGCCUUGGCACCCCUCCUGGAGUUACAAACUCGGGCCCGGCCCGCGGCGCUGGCGCGCAGGCCGCCCGGCACCCCGCGUCCAUUUCCGCGUGCCUGUAGAGAAGACACCGACAACGCCUGGGGCUUUUUUCCCCCCUCUCCCCUCUCCGAGAGUUUCUUUCUCUUUCUUAAACAUAAUAAUCUCUCUAAUUAAAGCCCAUCCCCCCUCCCCUCCCCCAACCCCUCUCCCCAUACCCCCUCCCCCUCCCCUACUGGGAGCGCCACGAAUUGAUCAAGUGAAGCUACAACUUUGCGGCAUAAAUUGCGGGGUCCGGGCCAUGUCGCUGACCAACACAAAGACGGGGUUUUCGGUCAAGGACAUCUUGGACCUGCCGGACACCAACGAUGAGGAGGGCUCGGUGGCCGAAGGGCCGGAGGAGGAGAACGAGGGGCCGGAGCCCGCCAAGAGGGCCGGGCCGCUGGGGCAGGGCGCCCUGGACACAGUGCAGAGCCUGCCCUUGAAGAACCCCUUCUACGACAGCAGCGACAACCCGUACACGCGCUGGCUGGCCAGCACCGAGGGCCUUCAGUACUCGCUGCACGGGCUGGCGGCCGGCGCGGCGCCCCAAGAUUCAAGUUCCAAGUCCCCGGAGCCAUCGGCCGACGAGUCACCGGACAAUGACAAGGAGACCCCCGGCGGCGGGGGGGACGCCGGCAAGAAGCGGAAGCGGCGGGUGCUCUUCUCCAAAGCGCAGACCUACGAGCUGGAGCGGCGCUUCCGGCAGCAGCGGUACCUGUCGGCGCCCGAGCGCGAGCACCUGGCCAGCCUUAUCCGCCUGACGCCCACGCAGGUGAAGAUCUGGUUCCAGAACCACCGCUACAAGAUGAAGCGCGCCCGGGCCGAGAAAGGUAUGGAGGUGACGCCCCUGCCCUCACCGCGCCGGGUGGCCGUGCCCGUUUUGGUCAGGGACGGCAAGCCGUGCCACGCGCUCAAAGCCCAGGACCUGGCAGCAGCCACCUUCCAGGCGGGCAUCCCCUUUUCGGCCUACAGCGCGCAGUCUCUGCAACACAUGCAGUACAACGCCCAGUACAGCUCGGCCGGCGCCCCCCAGUACCCGACAGCACACCCCCUGGUCCAGGCCCAGCCGUGGACUUGGUGAGCGCCCGCCCCUCCCAGACUCGAGGCCCCAGGCCCAGACCCCACCCCGGCGGCGGAGGCGCGGAGGACUCUCGGCCCGUACGGUGGUGAUUAUAUUAUUAUAAUUAUUAUUAUGGAGUCGAGUUGACUCUCGGCUUCGUCGGAGAGGCGCCAAGAGUUGGCCUGCACCUCCUUGGAGAGGCAGUUCCACCCACCCAGCUCCGCCUCACCCCUCUCUCCGUUUGAACCAUUGGAGAUGGCUGAACCCUAAGCCGUGUUUACAGAAUGUUUGCGCAGCUUCGCUUCUCUGCUUCUCCCCGGGGACCUAAUGGUCCCAACGUUAACUUCCUCACUCGAGAAGGAGAAAAAGACCCCCCACCCCCGCGCCCUGCUUUUGUGAAUUUUGUAAAA